UGGUACAGAGUCACGUGUCCCCGAGUGCAGUAGAGAAAAAAGAACCCCCCCCCCCAACAGGAAUGUGGAAAGUUUCGUCGAUUCAAGGGCACGAUGGGGAUGGAAAUCACUCUACACACUUCGAAUCAUGACAGGCCUUCUCUGAUCAACGAUGGUUAAUAACUCGGGCCCCGUGGAGGGGAUCGUUGCAGGGUAUACGGGGAACAGCUUUACAGUUCAAGCUGUGUUGGCAACCCUUCUAGCCAGCGCCGUAUAUAAUGCUCUGGAACUUAUCAUCAUCAUUUUUUUCAUGUUCCAUCAUUACUUCAAUCUUUACUUCUGGAGCCUGAUGGUCACUGCCGCGUUUGGGGUUAUUCCACAGUCGGUAGGGUUGUUUUUGAAGUACUUUGAGCUCGCAACUAUUAGCAUUCCAGUAACACUGUCUACCGUCGGAUGGUGUAUUAUGGCAACUGGGCAUUCCCUGGUCCUGUAUUCCCGGCUGCAUUUUGUUCUCUUUAACAAACUCGCUCUCCGGCUCAUCUUGUUUCUAAUUAUCGUGGACGCCGUGAUCUUUCAGGUGCCGCAGAUCGUCGUCUCAUACGGUUCCAUCUAUGCCGAACACACUGCAUUUCCCACGGUUUUCAACACCUGGGAAAGCGUCCAAAUCACAGGCUUCUUUGUCCAAGAGUUUAUAAUAUCAUCCGUCUUUAUUGUGCAGACAUUGAAGAUUCUUCAACUCCAUCCGGAACGAAAUGAGAGGAAAGCCAAUAUCAUGUACCAGCUGCUGCUGCUGAACGUGGUCAUUAUCCGGAUGGAUAUUUCCAUUCUAGUACUCCAGUACACCACGAGGUACAUGGUUCAAACUGUUUUGAAAACCUUUUUUUACGCGUUAAAGCUGAAGCUAGAGAUUGGUGUUCUGUCUAGGCUAGUUUCACUCGUCAGUCCUCAUAACGAAAAUAGUAUGUCCAUAUAGGGCAGUUCC
Messenger RNA from Aspergillus ochraceoroseus IBT 24754, 961 nucleotides. RefSeq lists its product as uncharacterized. Lineage: Eukaryota; Fungi; Ascomycota; Eurotiomycetes; Eurotiales; Aspergillaceae. The record is from RefSeq and is a predicted model, not a curated record. Bases 152 to 952 code for a protein of 266 amino acids. The transcript has a single exon.